UCACUUGCAGCUAAAAUGGCUCACGCAGCGCUGUGCGUUUACCGCCAGUCGAGUACUUGGUCUUCCUUGCUUGGUGUGGGUAUCGGCAGAGGUUUGCAGGCGAGUUUGUUUGUAGCUGGUGUUCGUACUCUAUCUACUAAAAUGUGUUUACCAAGAGUUUAUUUUGAUAUGAAUGCUGAUGGCCAGCGUGUAGGAAGAAUUGUGAUGGAGCUUCGAAAUGAUGUAGUACCAAAAACGGCAGAAAAUUUCCGUGCCUUAUGUACGGGCGAGAAAGGCUUUGGUUACAAGGGUAGCACAUUCCAUCGUGUUAUUCCCAACUUCAUGUGCCAGGGAGGUGAUUUCACCAACCACAAUGGCACUGGAGGAAAAUCAAUCUAUGGUAGCAAGUUUGAGGAUGAAAAUUUCCAGUUAAAGCACACAGGACCAGGCAUCCUCUCCAUGGCCAAUGCUGGACCAAAUACUAAUGGGAGUCAGUUCUUUGUUACCACUGCAAAAACAAGCUGGCUUGACAACCGGCAUGUUGUGUUUGGGUCUGUUGUAGAGGGAAUGGAUGUUGUGAAGAAACUUGAGAGUCUGGGUUCCCAGAGUGGCAAGACGAGCAAGAAGAUCACAGUUGUGGAUUGUGGCCAACUCUAAACUGUACUAAACAUUUUCCUUGCCAAUUUACCUGCAGCAUAAAAUGCAUGACUUUCCUAAUUUUCAGCUGGUAAUAUAAAUCAUAAAAACACUGACUGCAGUAAUUGUGGCACAUGUGACAAUGCUGUAUAUUUCAGCCCAUCAUUCCAUAAAAUAGUUACUUUUUUUGUUUAGGUGGUGGUAUGCCAAAGAACUACCUAGUUAAGUAAAAUUCCAACAAAAUACAAACCUCACAUUAAAUAGAGCAUGUCCCAGCCAAAUACCAUGGUUAAUUAUGGUUAAGAAGAAUCCUCUGUUUCAGGCAUCAGUAAUGAUACUCUGUAUAACUUUUAGUCUUAAUAUUAGUUACUGUUUUCAUUAGAUUUUCUUCUUUUUAAAAAUACUUGUAGAUUGUGUAUUAAGUUGCUGUUUUGAAUCAAAAAAUAUAUAUAUAUGCUGCAGUCUACAUAUAUGCAAAUUCUAGUAAUGAAGUAAUGUUUAAUUAACUGUGCAUUCCUGAGAAGAGUAUGUGUGCUAGAUUCUGGAUGGAAGUUUUUUUUUAUUAACCUUGUGUUCUAAUAUUUUCCGUCGUUUAAUACAGUUGAAAAAUAAAUACAGUGUAAAUUA
Zootermopsis nevadensis is the source of this 1242-nucleotide messenger RNA. Its product is annotated as peptidyl-prolyl cis-trans isomerase. Gene Ontology annotation, cellular component: cytoplasm. Lineage: Eukaryota; Metazoa; Arthropoda; Insecta; Blattodea; Termopsidae. Gene Ontology annotation, molecular function: cyclosporin A binding; peptidyl-prolyl cis-trans isomerase activity. Gene Ontology annotation, biological process: protein peptidyl-prolyl isomerization; protein folding. The record is from RefSeq and is a predicted model, not a curated record.